GUGGGAGAGAGCGGAGGGGUGUGUGUGUGUGCUUUAGAUAUGCAACAGCAGGGAAGGGAAAGCUUUGCGGCCGGAUCCUGGAAAAGUCUGCUCGCAAGUAAGACGGGGAAUAAGCUUUGAAAUCUUAGAAGGGAGAGAGGACUGCUCUAGUCGUCUGCGUUCUAGUUUGCAGUCGCCAUGCAUGCUUUGCAAACUUGUUUUUCCUUAUGCCUGUUUUAAUUCGCCACGUGAGAAAGAGCAUCUUUCUACAGUCAGAGGUACCCCAAGAAAAGGGAACGGAAAUGGCAGAGCAGGAUCCAGAAGGACCUGGAACUAGCAAAGGAACAAAGAAAAGCCUCCGUCCUAUCCAGGCUCAGAGUGGUGCUGAAUUCUGGGAAAGAGCUGCCCCAGAGAUCCUGACUCAGGAAACGAUGAUCCCAAGUGUGCGUUGCCAACGCUUCCGGCAGUUCCGUUAUCAUGAGGCUGCUGGGCCCCAAGAGGUUUGCAGCCAGCUCCAUGAGCUUUGCAACCGCUGGCUGAAGCCGGAGAAGCACAACAAGAAGCAGAUCCUGGACCUGGUGAUCCUGGAGCAGUUCCUGGCCAUCCUGCCCCCGGAGAUGGCAAGCUGGGUCAGAGGGUGCGGGCCAGAUACCAGUUCCCAGGCAGUGGCCCUGGCCAAAGGUUUCCUCCUGAGCCAGGCAGAGAAGAAGAGGCAGGCAGAGCAGAUGUGGGGACCAUCCGUGAAUAUGGAAGCUGAGUGCUCUGAGGCAGAAGGAGCUCCACUGGAGGAACAGCAGAGGACGCAGGCCCAGGAGUGUGCCCAAGAUGCCGUCUCACAUGACAGUGGAGAGAUGCUGUUGAGCCGUUGUCGUUGCAGAGGUGUGGAAAUGACUUCCGUGCGUCCAAUCCGGCCUCCAGUUUCAUUUGAAGAGGUGGCCGUGUAUUUCACAGAGGAUGAGUGGGCCCUGCUGAAUCCGGGUCAAAGAGCUCUGUAUAGAGAAGUCAUGCGGGAGAACUAUCAGACCGUGGUCUUUUGGGCAGGGGAUGAUCAAGGGAAUGAGGACGACGAGGAACUGCGUCAUCUGUUGCCAGGUGAAAUCAGAUAUGAAGACGUGAAAAGAAGCCUCAGGAAUCAAGAUGGAUCCAAGAGGCAGAAAAGGAGCCACGUGGUUGAGAAGAGUGGCAAAACCAUUCCUUGCCCAAGGGGGGUUUUCUGUGAAGCAAUUCACAUGAUGGAGGAAACAUACAAAUGCUUGGAGUGUGGAAUGAACUUCUCAGAUCAGUCCCAAUAUCACGUGCAUUUGACAAUACAUCCUGAAAAGAAGACCCAUCAUUGCUUGGAGUGUGGAAAGAAGUUCAGGUACAGAUCGCAGCUCCUUAAGCAUCAAAGAACCCACACGGGGGAGAAACCUUUUGAAUGCACAGUAUGCAGAAAGAGCUUCAGUUGGAGCGGCAAUCUUCACCAGCAUGAAAGAACCCACACAGGACAGAAACCAGAUAGCUGCUUAGACCACGGCCAGAGCCUCCCACAGAAAUCAGGCCUUUGUCAACACCAAAGGAUUCACUCAGGAGAGACGCCGUUUAUUUGCUCAGAGAAUGGAUCGACACUCUCAACAGGUAACGAGAAUACAGAUUUGAGCUCACAGACUGAAACAAGUGAGUCUGGGACUUCUGCUGCAGCCUCUGAAGUCACGGAAAGCUCAUGGCCCAGUUGCUGGACUGUGGAACAGAAAGAUAGAUUUUUGGAAAAAAACAAUUGGUUGUUUUUUUGUGACGCCAAGUUGGGUUGCUCCGUGUGCAAAAAGAUGAGAGGUUUAGAAGGAAAGAAAACUGGAGCGAUACGGCUUUCCAGAGAAUGGGUAAAAUGUUCGGUAACACCAUAUGGUGACAGCAGGAAGCAGCAAUUAACAUCUCUGAGGAAAAAGAUUUUUGAACACAGAGAAAGCGGUAAUCAUAAAGCUGCAGUUAAAAUACUUGAAAAGGGGAAAAAACAAAGGCCCGUAAAAGCAGGUCAUCCGUCACUAGAAAGUGAGGAAGAAAUCACCAGUAAAGUGUUCCGUACUGUAUAUAAGUUGGCAAAAAGCAACCAGCCAUUUAAUGAUUUUGAAAGUGAAAUUGAUUUACAAGAAUUAAAUGGCGUCGACAUGGGGACAAUGUGGCAUUCAGCUAAUGCGUGUAUAAAUAUUUUAAAUCACAUUGGCCGUGAAAUGAGACGUCUGGUGAUCGGAAAGAUUAUCGACUCAAGGAGUAAAAUCUCACUGAUAAUUGAGGAAUCCACUACUGUGAGUCAGGAAUCUGUACUGUUAGUGUACAUUCGUACCUACAUGAAGGAAAUAGGCAUGCCAGCCCCUGCAAAUCUCUUCAUCGCCUUGAUGGAGCUGGAAGAUGUGACGGCAAAUGGAAUAUUCAGCACUUUGAUGUCUCAGCUUGAGUCGCUAGGGUUCACUGAAGAUUUUCUUAAGGAAAACUUAGUUUCGUUGACCAGUGAUGGUGCCGCAGUGUUGCUGGGAUCCCGCGGAGGGGUUUUGAGACUUCUCAAAGAUAGAUUCCCUGCCGUUGUUUUAUGGCAUUGUGCCAGCCAUCGGCUGGAAUUAUCAGUACAUGAUGUUGUGAGAGAGGUUUCUGGCAUCAAUAGAGUGCGAGAUUUUUUGGACAAAUUGUACGUUGUGUAUCAUACGUCUCUGAAACACGCAAGGGAGCUCAACUCAUGUGCAGCUGCACUCGAGACGGAGAUUUUAAAAAUAGGAAGGGUUCUUUCCACCAGUUGGGUUGCAUCCAGCUACAGGACCGUUUUGGCCGUCUGGCAGGAUUACAAAGCCUUAGUGCUUCAUUUGGGAAAAGGCAGAUCACAAGGAGGGAGAGGCGGAAAGGGGGAAAGCACGUACGAGGGUCUUCAUAGAAUGAUGACGUCGGUUGAUUUUAUUUUGGAACUUGGGUUGUUUUGUGACACUUUGCAAGAGCUGUCGGAACUGAGUUUAGAUUUGCAGGAGAGAAACAUCGAUAUGUACAAGGCCCACUGCAAGAUUGAGUGUGUUCUUGAUGUUUGUAGGCUGAGAAGCACCGCUCCAGGUCCUUAUUACAAGGAAGCACUUGAAGCGGCAGAAAGUCUUCAGUUUAAGGGUGUCCCAUUGCGUAAAAAUAAUAGAGCCGACAACCCACCAAUCUCCCCAGUUGUAUUCUACGAUCAACUUAAAAUUUCUCUUCAGAAAAGACUGCUUUCGGAAGAAGAUGUAAACCUGUCAAAGUGUGCGAGAGUCCUGGAUUCUGAGACUUGGCCGACAAGCAUUAGGGACAACCCUCUCUUCGGAGAAGAAGAAAUACGGACGUUGGCAGGAAGAUUUCGGCUCGGUGAAAGAGAAGCCGUUAGAGCCUUCAGGGGCCAUCUGAAAUUGAGAAAAGGAGUGCCCAAGGAACUGGCUCAGAUUCAGCACACUCUCAAUACAAUAGCCAUUUCCUCCAGCGAGUGUGCAAGGGGAUUUUCCCAGAUGAACCUGAUUGCCACCCCAGAAAGGUCCUCCUUGUCGAUCGAAACACUGCAGAAUUUAUUAUUUAUCAGAAUGGUCGGACCUCCCUUAACGGGCUUCAACCCAACGUACUAUGUUAGAAAGUGGUUGCUUCAAGGUCAUCAGCCUGCCUUAUCGACCCAAAGCGAGGACCAGAAAAGAACAGAAGUAACGGGUGACCUGUCACCAUUUUGGGAACUUUUGGAGGGAUUGUCCUCAUCAAAUGAUUGAGGUUGUUAAAUAAUCCAAUUUAGAUUUAAAGACUUGUCUCACUAUUUCAGUAUAGUUUUCCAAAGUUCCAGAGUGCUUAUUGAGAUAUUUGUUUGUUACUGUUAGUGUUACUUUUAAAAUAAAUAUAAUAUUAAAAGUUUGGAAACUUGCCACUUUCA
Heteronotia binoei (common prickly gecko) is the source of this 3871-nucleotide messenger RNA. RefSeq names its product E3 SUMO-protein ligase KIAA1586-like. Lineage: Eukaryota; Metazoa; Chordata; Lepidosauria; Squamata; Gekkonidae. Bases 207 to 3713 code for a protein of 1168 amino acids. Gene Ontology annotation, biological process: regulation of DNA-templated transcription. The record is from RefSeq and is a predicted model, not a curated record. The transcript is spliced from 6 exons.